UCCAGGGGACUCUAAUUGUGGGUACAGACGUUAAUAAAAAGAUGGCUGCCCUAGAGUAAUGUAUUUUGCUUUUGUCACGGUCUUUAUCACCAAAACCUGUCGUCUGAAUUUUCUUUUUAAUUUACGGCCAGAUGGGGAGAAGCAGAAGCAGGUCACCACCAAGACGAGAGAGGCGUCGCUCUCGCUCAACCUCUCGAGACCGGGAGCGGCGACGCAGAGAGAGGGAACGCUCCAGAUCGCGUGAGAGGGACCGGCGGAGAAGUCGCUCCCGCUCCCCGCACCGGCGCCGCUCCAGGUCUCCACGGCGGCACCGGUCAUCUUCACCAUCUCCUGCGCGUCAGAAGGAUCGGCGUGAGGAAGACAAGAAGGAGGUGAAGGAGAAAGUUGUGAGGGAGCAUCAGAUCUCAGAGGAAGAUAUGCAGGGCAAAACAGAGGAGGAGAUUGAGAUGCUGAAAAUGAUGGGCUUCAGUACCUUUGACAGCACCAAGGGAAAGAAAGUCGACGGAUCAGUCAACGCACAUGCAAUCAACGUGUGUCAGAAGAGAAAAUACAGGCAGUACAUGAACAGAAAAGGCGGAUUCAACAGACCCCUGGAUUUCAUUGCUUGAAUGACUUCAUGCAUAUAAGAAUUGUUUAUCAAGGUCCGUAAUGUCUGGUAUGAUUUCUCUGAUUUGCAUUGUGUCUUUGUUUAUAAAAAAUUACAUGGUAGUUUCUUCAAUUUCUUGGAAAACUGUAUGUGUUUGUAUUACUUCACUGCCCCUGUUCAUAUUCCAUUAUAUAAAUGAUGUAUACAUUGACUGUUGAAAAUUAGGUAUUCAGGAAUAACGAACCAUAUGAAUUCAUUGGCUUGACCACCUUACCCUGGUUUAAAUUUUCAUUUUUUAUUUUAUUUUUUUUAUAUGAGGAACAUUGACUUAGUUAUAAGAUAUAGAUAGCAAUGUUGUAACUGAAGCUUCAUAUAAAAUAAAAUCUUUUGAAUGAC
Messenger RNA from Brienomyrus brachyistius, 982 nucleotides. It is a transcript of the gene snrnp27, whose product is annotated as small nuclear ribonucleoprotein 27 (U4/U6.U5). The transcript is spliced from 6 exons. The record is from RefSeq and is a predicted model, not a curated record. The coding region runs from base 132 to 608 and encodes 158 amino acids. Gene Ontology annotation, biological process: RNA splicing. Gene Ontology annotation, cellular component: precatalytic spliceosome. Lineage: Eukaryota; Metazoa; Chordata; Actinopteri; Osteoglossiformes; Mormyridae.